CCCAAACCACCUGCAUUGUAAAUUCUCCAUCUUUCUAACUUUGAGUCGUCACUAUGGGACGGACAGUAAUUGCAUUCGACCUCUACGGCACUAUUCUCUCCACCGGAUCGAUAGCAGGAGAGUUAGCAAGAUUAUACGGGCAAGAUAGAGCUCAGUCAAUUGCCGCUCUAGCAAGGCGAUAUCAGCUUGAGUCAACAUGGCGCGUGACCAGUAUGGGCACUUAUCGCACAUUUAGUGACUUGACGAGAUGGUCAUUUCGGCAAGCUACGAAAGAGAUUGGUGUUGAGCUCACUCCUGAGCAGGAAGAACGUAUCAUGGAUGCAUAUAACGGCCUCGACACAUUCCCAGAUGUGGAUAAAGCACUCGAAAAACUGGCAGAACAUGCAUCUAUCGAUCCAUACAUCUUCUCAAACGGAACCAAGGCCAUGAUGACAUCGUCACUCGAUACAUGCCCAACUUUGUCAAGAGUGAGCAACAUAUUUCCCCACGAGAAAGUCGUCAGUAUCGACCCUCUCAAAGUGUUCAAGCCGCAUCCUCGUACGUAUGAGUUCAUGGCUGAGACAGCGGGGAUGAAGUCUCAGCUUGAUAGGGUUUGGCUGGUGAGCUCAAACCCAUUCGAUGUCACUGGUGCUGUAGCUUUUGGAUUCAAGAGUGCAUGGAUCGACCGUGAAGGCAAGGGCUGGACUGAUACACUGGGAUGUUCACUGGGGCUUCAGCCGACUGUGAUAGCGUCUGGCGUGGAUGAAGCUGUGCGGGUAAUCUUGCGUCAGUCUGAGGAGGAUAAGUAGGGUGAUGAUGAUUUCUUAUGCUGAAUUAUAAUGGCUCUCCUAGUAUAACCCUCGUCAUUAAUUCAUUUAUACAUCAGUUCUCGGAUAUGAUGCAAGGCUAUUCGAUCAGAGAGAGGUAUCCUUUAAUCAUUGAAGCGAUGGGCUUAGUUACUGCAACCUGGAGAUCGAGAAGAUAACUGCGGACUGCAAUAUUGAAUUUCUUCAUGUGUUCAAAAAAGAAUUUGCGAGAAGCCAGUGGUCCUGUAGUGAAAGA
Molecule: messenger RNA, 1041 nt
Organism: Fusarium odoratissimum NRRL 54006
Lineage: Eukaryota; Fungi; Ascomycota; Sordariomycetes; Hypocreales; Nectriaceae
Product: haloacid dehalogenase, type II
Exons: 2
Coding region: 54-788 (244 amino acids)
Molecular function (GO): hydrolase activity, acting on halide bonds, in C-halide compounds
Source: RefSeq, a predicted model, not a curated record